UCACGAAGAAGGAGAAUUAAUGGCCCAGGCUAUCGUUUCAGCAAAGAGUUUGCAAGGAAAAGUGGCCAUCAUCACUGGUGGUGCAAGCGGCAUCGGGAAGGCCACUACACGCCUCUUCGCCGAUCAUGGCUGCCUCGUCGUCAUUGCCGACGUCCAAGACGAACUGGGCCAGCGGGUCGCCGCAUCUAUUGGCGCAGACAGGUGUAUCUAUAUUCACUGCGACGUCACGGAUGAAGAUCAAGUCAAGUCCAUGGUAGAACGGACGGUUCGAAGCUACGGUCACCUGGACAUCAUGUUCAGCAACGCUGGUAUCUUUAACAACCACCAGGGUAUCCUGGACCUUGAUUUAACUGCUUAUGAUCAUCUCUUCGCCGUAAACGUCCGGGGAAUGGCCGCUUGCGUGAAGCACGCCGCGCAAUCCAUGGUGGAUACAGGUGUCAAGGGGAGCAUCGUGUGCACUGCGAGCGUGGUUGCUACCAGCGGAGCCGAGAACUACACCGACUACGUCAUGUCGAAACACGCAGUGCUGGGGCUGGUGCGGUCGGCCAGUCGGUAUCUUGGUAAGCACGGGAUCAGAGUGAACUGUGUGUCCCCGUCGGCGUUGGCAACACCGAUGUCGUGCAAGGCGACGGGCAUGCACCCAGAGGGAGCAGAGAAGGUGUUCUCGUUGAUGACGAGCUUGAAAGGUACAGUGUUGAAUGUGAAUCAUGUGGCCGACGCUGUUCUGUUCCUUGCUUCUGAUGCAUCUGCAUGUGUUACUGGGCAUAAUCUGGCUGUCGACGGCGGUUACAUCCCCCGUUAAUCUUUGCCAACCGCACCAUGCAUGCCAACGUCUCAGAUAUUUCCUUUGUAAUGAUUCUCCACUAGCGGAAUAACCCGUGCUGAGCACGGGAGUGUGAUACUGGACCAUGUUUAGUAAAUAGUAAUGGGAAUGGAUAUGACUGUACUUGCUCUCACUAAUGCCCAAAUAAAUAAGAGUUUUAGAAUUUUCUGCCUUGACCUAUUAAA
This is a messenger RNA of Nelumbo nucifera (sacred lotus), 1008 nucleotides long. The record is from RefSeq and is a predicted model, not a curated record. NCBI's taxonomy places the organism in Eukaryota, Viridiplantae, Streptophyta, Magnoliopsida, Proteales, Nelumbonaceae.